Messenger RNA from Phytophthora nicotianae INRA-310, 1293 nucleotides. RefSeq lists its product as hypothetical. Bases 632 to 946 code for a protein of 104 amino acids. The record is from RefSeq and is a predicted model, not a curated record. NCBI's taxonomy places the organism in Eukaryota, Oomycota, Peronosporomycetes, Peronosporales, Peronosporaceae. The transcript has 2 exons.
GUUUUGGAAUGCUCGAAGGAGACAAUGGAGUGGUUAAGCCAGGAAAAGAAGGAGGAGAUAAUAAGAACUGCCCUUACGAACAAGGAGGUUCGCUUCGAUAGAACCGCUAACGCUAGAAUCUGCGCAAUUUCUCGACUUUGUAACUUUCGAUGGGUAAUUGUAAAGCAAGUGUGCGACGCCUACAAAGCUCGUGAACUUCGUGACAGUUCCAGGCCACCUUAGAAGAAACUUACAAAGUUAUCUGCGACGACCUGGAAUCGAAUUCAGACUCGAGGAAUGAAAAUUGCAUCGAUCGCAGUGUGUCGCCUCUAGAUGACACGUGCAAUUCCAACUUUUCGGAUGACGCUGAAGAAACUGCGGAUUCAGAGGGUCCGUGCGGGAGAAAGUGCGAAUGCAGAGGAGAAAAACCAAUCUGUGCAUGAAGAGGAGCCGGGGUAUGAAGCUUUAGAGAGCUAUGGUAGUGUACUAGACAAAUUGAAGCUUUGUAGAAACAACUUGUGGUCACAUGCUCAAGAUAACAGGACAUUGCAUUCAAGAGCGAGCACAUACCGCUCCAAAGUAUGAUGAUGACAAGCGACGCUUUGGGUCAGGCUCGCGAAAUCCCUAACAUAGCGUCUCUCCACUCAAAACCAUGGGCUCAGAAGAGGUCGAGUCGAACUCUAAGAAUUCCCACACAGUUGCGGUGAUCAUUGCGGAGUCGAAUAUCAAGCAGGGAAGUGUUCAGGUCAAUACACGCCUGCGAAUCGUCGGAACACUCGGAAGCCCUCCCCCGGCACGUUUGACUGUGUACCAACUUCAACCACCCAGCGCGCCUCAGUGCCUUAGCGGCUCCACCCAGGUGCCAAUGAUGCAUCUAUUGACGACCAAGCUGACAUCAUCCUCAGAAAAAGGUUUGCUCACACAGUCAAUUGGAAUGAAGUCGCAAAGCAUCAAUGUCUACCAGUAAACACGCUACGUUCUCAAGGACAGGGUACCGCAGCUGUCAAAACCGCGGAAAGUGACGAUCUCAAGCGCUUUCUCUGUGCUCGAGAAUGAAACUCUGAGGUUUCUUGGAAUGGUCAGGCACUACGCAAGCACAUUAAUUUGUCGGUGGUAUCGCGACACUACUGGUGGCGUUGUCACGAGCGAGCCAGGCCGGAGAGCUAAAGAGCGGAGUAGGAAGUGCUCUUGAGGCGCAACAAGCGCGAGGUAAAGUCUAUGGAGGAUCCAGACUUGACGAAACAAGGCGGGGUCAAUCUCUGAUGAAGUAGCACUAGUCGGACUGGACAGUAAAUUACAAAUAUUGAUAAUGCU